This is a messenger RNA of Rattus norvegicus (Norway rat), 7719 nucleotides long. The record is from RefSeq and is a predicted model, not a curated record. Lineage: Eukaryota; Metazoa; Chordata; Mammalia; Rodentia; Muridae.
GGACACGCGCAUGCGCGCGCCCCGGGCGGUCGCGGGCGGAGGGGGCGGCUCCUCGAGUGUCGGCGACCCGAAGGCCGAGCCGCAGGCGGGCGGCAGGUGCCGCGGCCGUGCGCCGCUGCCUCGUCGCGCGUCCCCGCGAUGAGCCUCGUUUCACGGCCUGCCCCUGCCGGCUGCCGGUCCGCGCGGACCUCACCGCGUGACCUGGGCCUCGUGGCGUGGCGGGCCCCCGCGGCGCGACGCGGGCCCUGAGCGGGAGCGGCGGUCCCUCCCGCGGCCCAGGCCUCGCCCGCCAGCGCUCCUCGAUGUCUCCCCGGCGGGGAGGACGCUGCCUGCGACACCCGCCGAGCGGCGCCCCCCGGAGCGCCCCGCUGCCGCCCCGCGGGGACGAUGAGGGCGGAGGGCGCCGACCACUCGAUGAUCAACCUGUCGGUGCAGCAGGUCCUGAGCCUCUGGGCCCAUGGCACGGUGCUGAGGAACCUCACGGGUGCAGCAGUGGCUGGCAUCUACAGAGUGGCUGGGAAGAACAUGGCCCCCCUGGAAGCCCUGGUGUGGGGUGUGGGGCAGACUGUACUGACACUUAUCAUCUCCUUUUCAAGGAUCCUCGCAACACUUUGAGUUCUGAGGGAAUGUCUUCUUGACUAAGGAAAUGGGUGUACAGAUUCCCGGAAGUGCAGUGCUAACCAGCUGAAAUGAAGUGGUACAAGCAGGGAUCCAGCAAGUCAAAACCUAGGGAAGACCCUGAGCUGUGUGGAAAGCCUGCCCUCUGGCGUCCAAGCGAUUGCACUACCGCACUGCACCUUACGUGCCUCCAUCCCAGGCAAGGUGCAAGAGACACUAUGUGAAGCCGCAAGAAAGAGCACCUUGUUUAGCUGCCAAUCAGGUUAACAUUGGUGUUGAAAUCAUCGUUCUCAACAGUGUUGUGUUAAGUUACAGAAACGUUUUGAGAUUGAUCUAUGUGCCAAACUUUCCUUUCUGUUAACAUUGAUCAUGUGACAGUUUGCAAGUGUAGAUGUAGGGUGAGUGCUGUGAAUAUACUUGACAUGGAUUCAGGUAACGUAGUCAGGCUUUGUUUUGUUAUGUUAACUCCCAUGUGAAUGUCAGAUACUGAGCUUUCAAUACUAAGGAAGGUUUGGUUUUAAAGCUGAGUGUUUCUGGGACUUGGGGUUUUAAUAUGUCUCUGUGUUGUUAUUUAAUUUAUGUGAAAACUACUAGUCUUCCUAAUGGAGGACUAGCUAAGCUGUUCUACAGAUUCAGAUAGACUCGUAGGGUGCACACUUUCCAGUAACCUACACCUUUAAUAGUUUCCCUCAUAUAUCAUAUUCUAUAUUUAUGGAUCAAACCUUUAUGAGUCAGACACAUUGUCACUUGUGUGUCAUAAAAUAUAAUUUACAUUUUUCUUAUACAUUUUGUAAGAAAAAGUCUGAAAUGCAUGUUGCAUUCUUCAACCCUUCAAAACGAGUUUUUUGCCUCCCAAAUUUAAUUCUGGAGUACUGCUUUGAGAGUGGCCUAAAUUAGGCUCUGGGGUUAAGAAUGCUUCGUUUAUAGAAAAAUAAUAAGUACCUUACAUAGGAAGAGCAGUAAACUGUCUCACUCUGUGUAUGUGGCAGGGUUGGAAUUAUACUUCAGGAAGACUGGGGGACUAAGUGUACUUCAGGAAGACUGGGGGACUAAGUGGAUUGUUUUCAAGUUGGCAGUUAGUCUGAGUAUAUCAAAACAGCGCAGAAUCUUUAUCUAAGGGGAAUGUUAGGCGUGUGAUUUAAGUUUGUGUUUCUAAGUUAUUACCUUGGUCUAAAAGAGUCUCAGAUCACACUCAUUAGCAGUGGAAAUGUACUUUGUUUAUAAAAUGUUUUAAGAGAUUUAGGAAAACACACAGUUGUUAAUUACAAUAUUACAAAUACAAGAAGUUGGGAAAGUACAAACCCUGGUUGAACUGUGUGUGUGUGUGUGUGUGUGUGUGUGUGUGUGUGUGUGUGUGUGUUAACCAAUUGUAAUUACAAAUGUGCUAACUUAAGGGAAGAUCCAUUGUAGAAAUUAUGAAUUUGUAGGUAAUCUAAAAAAUAGCAUAGCACCUUGAGCUCUUUAACUUGAUUUGGUUUAAGAAUUAUUACCCAUACCCCCUUUUCUCUAACAAAAAGAAUCUGUUUUCAGUUUUUGGAGGAGCUGCUCUUGCCAGUGCAUCAGCCAGUGCAGACUUACUAAUAAUGUGGCUUGGAGAUUUAACAACCCAGAAAUCAACCAAUAAGCAAACCUACAUCCUCAGAGAUGUUGGAGAGCAAGUCUGAGAUUUGCUCCUCCUGUUGUGCCCAGGCCUGCUCUCCUACCCCACCGCCCAUUCUUUGUAGUCUUGCUGCUUUCUAAACUCAAACGUGAGCAUCUUUUCCAAAUAACCCUGGUUCUCCUCUCCUGUUAGGCUGGCCUCUGCUCUUAUCAGCAACUCGGAGCUUGUCUUGUGUACAGAACAAAUACCUAUUUUAACAUGGUUAUUUUAUCAUCUAAGAAAGUUAUCAUGUUUGAAGUAAUAUGGAGCCUGUUGUUCAAAUCUAAAACUAACUAAAAAUUCACUUGACACAUUGAAUAUUUGAAUGAAUGGGCCAAAGAGAUUUGGGCUUGUUUCAUGCUCUAGGAUGAAAGUCUAAGAGGAUUAAUCACCACUUUACACACUGUCCUGCAGUCAUCUCCUUGUCAGGCUGGUUCGCAUUAAGGAUUGUGUGUGUAUGCACUUCCCAUGUGAGGGCAUUUGUAGUUUCUUUACUUAUUUCCGUUGGAAUUCCGUGUAACUAUCACUCCUGUAUUUUGAAGUGCAGUGGAGUAGUGUGGAUCAAUGAAACCGUCUAUAUAUCUGCUUAUUUGGCAAAGUUCUCAAGCUGUUUCUUAUAGAGACAAAGUGUUUAAUGAAAUAUAUAUAUAUACACAAGUAUAUCACUCUAUACAUAUAUAGAUAGCUAUAUAUGGAUACAGACCAAUUGGAAAGCUUUGUUUGAUGAACAUUUUCCUGUUCUACUGGAGAAAUUGGUAUAUUUGUUCAGUUAAGUGAUUAAUCUUUUAAGUAGACUGGAGGGUAUUUAAGGAUUUUGCUGGAGACCCUUGAUUUGAACCUGACAAAAGCCCUCACUGACAUAGUCAAUUCCAUUUUCUUAAAACUUCAGCCACAGUUGAGUAGUACUUUUUCUUCUUUAGCACCAUGGCCUCACGUAAGCUACAAGAGAAACCUGAUAACUUUCCCAGGAAGGAGAUGGAGGACACGGGCUGUGACACAGUUCUGUUGGCUUCUCAGGAGACAAGGUUAACUUAAAUCCUUGUGUAUCUCAUCCAGUGUUAAGGUCUCACCCAGGACUCUUAGUAUUUGCAACAUAGAAUUCCACAGCUCCUUUUCUAAGCCUUCAGGGGAUUUGUUUGUGAAAGGAAGGAAAUAAGAUGUGUAGUGAGGAACAAGGAUGACUUAAGAUCUGAGAAUGCUCUAGGAAACAGUGCUCCAGGACCUUUCAUUCCCCAUGUGGAAGGAACGAAGGCUGGCUGGCUGGCUGGCUGGCUGGGUGGCCUCUGUGAGUUGCCCAGGCUGGAACUCGAUACCUAGCUCAGUUUGGUGAGUUCUGUUCUGUCGAUCUCCUGUGUACAAGAUGCCUAAAAUAGGAAGAUUUCCUCAGUGUCAACCAGGAACUGGACAAUUUCAAACCCUAAAAAGGUUGGGAUAGUACCUUAUUGCUUCCUGAAACUCAUCCUUUCUCCCUCCCGUGACCUCAGUUUUUCUUUUUCCAUCUCAUCCUCUGAAUUGGACAUUUUAGUGUCUAGAUGUUGCUCUGAACUGGGGACAAGGAUCAUACUGUAAGCCAGUGGGACAGGCCGGAGUCCAUGCUCUGUCUGUCACUUCCUUCACUUUGGUCUGAGCAUCACUUAGCCACUCUCAGCUUCGGGUCUCACUUUGAAUUAUUAAUACCUCCUGUGGUAAACAGUGUAUCUGACAGAAAGGGCUCAAGACACUCAAUAGAACUGUAAAGUGGUAUUUUGCAAUACCCAUUGGGAUGGGGUUUUGUAAAAUUCACCUUCAUCCAUUUCUAAUUUUUUUCGUAUAUUAAAAAACAACCUUUCGUAUAAUUUUACUUUUUUUCACCUCCUCUUUGCCCCUUAAAACCAACAGAUAACUUUUCUUUUCUUUUUUUUUUUUUUUCUCUUUUUUCUUUUUUUCGGAGCUGGGGACUGAACCCAGGGCUAAAUCCCCAACCCCUACAGAUAACUUUUCUAAGGAGACUUGGGGAGUUGAUGGUGGUGGGUGUGAUGGGUAAAUAGGAAUACAUUACAGGUCUGGUCACCACUGGUUAAUGUAGAAAGAGUGGGUGUGGCCAGCAUGUCCUCCACAGCCAUUUCCUACCUGCUCUCUUUGGUUUGACACAGAACAUCAUUGACUAGGUCCCUUAUGCAAGUACUGCCCUUGUAUUAGCUCCUGCCCUCUGGUUACCUAUCAUCUGUCACUGUGAGCAGUGUCCGGUGUCACUGUUGUGUGUUCUCUCUCUCUCCCUCCCUCCUUCCCUCCCUUCAUCCCCUCCCCCACCCCCCCCACCCCUACCCCCUCUCUCUCUCCAUCUAACCUAAAAAAGUACCAUUAUUGUAAACUUGGGUAAGAAGGCUAAGAGCUCUUUCUGAAAGGUAUGUAGACAACAGUGCUCUUAACAUAGAAAAUAUUUUUUAAGAAUGUCUCAAAACAACGAAACGUCCAUAUUUAAUUUGUUUAAAAGACAUAAAGAAUGUGGAAACAUUACUGGGGAAUUUCUGAUUACAGAGAAGUAUGAUAACAUAGGGCUAGUAUGACCGGGUAGAUUACUGUUUCAUUUUACAAUCAGAGGUUAUAUUCUCAGUGGUUAGACUUGACAGUCAUCCAGUAGUCUCCUAAUUAUCCAUAAUUUCUCAUCCUUUGAAACUGUUCAGGAUAUGAAGGACAUUACUGGAUUUUAAAAUGUAAUGUUUUUUAAAUGUAUAAUACCAUUUGCAACAGGGAAAUUCGAAGGGGGAAAUUGUUAGAGAGGUUAAUACACAAAAGCAAAAGCAUAUAUGAAAAAAAAUUCCCUGUGCUGUGCAAGCAUGAUUCCUCCAUCCCGUUAAGACUGUAAACAACCAUGGAGAGAGAAGCUUGCUAAUCCAGUGAGCGUGGGCUCUACAAAACACAUGUGCUUUCAGUACGUUUUGUGUGUGGUGGAUCUGCCCUUGAGGUUCCUGUUUUCUGUAGGUGACCCAGUGUGCUUGGUUAGUUUCUGAAUUUGCCUCCCUUACUUAGAACACAACUAGAAUCUGUUUGGGAGAAAUUAAUGUUUCGUAUGUGAAAUGUUUUCAGGAAGCAGGGUGACUAACUGGCUACCUCUUUAUGAGGGUAAUGGCAGCUCUUACCUUUCUGAGCAAGCUGAGCUGAGAUACAGAAUUGUUUGUUAAUUUAAGAUGGACUUUCACAUUCACACAUUUCACAUGUAUGGCACAUGCAUUGAACAUACAUAAUGGCCUUUCUGUUUUCCCAAACUAAUUUAUUUAACAGUUUCUCUAACAAUCUCUCUCCUUUGUGUACAGUUCUUGAGAGAAGCUGAAGUACUGGUCUAGAGAGACGGCUCAGUGCCCUUGUUUAUGCUGUGGUCAUCUCAUUGAAAAGGUUACAUGGAAGGCACAGUGGGGGUGGGGGAUAGCUGAUCCAUGGGAUGCCCCUCUUUUCCUUUAGGCCAUAUCCUGUACCCACACCCGGUGUCCAGGCUCGGUGGUACAGAUACAGCCCUUCCCUUUGGGGAAUGCCUAGGUCUGUGCUCUAAUGCACAUCAUCUGGACCCCAUGAGUAGAGUUCUUCCCCUCCUAGACAUGUACUGGGGAUUCUUUUCAAGACAUUAACUUGUUUAGAGGCUUGUCUAAACAAACUAUAGCUUGGGAAUACUACUGAUGUUUAAAGGUUUGGGUUUUUUUUUUUAAAGUUUUUAAGUUUUAUAUUUUUUGAGAUAGUCUCACUUUGUAGCCCAGAUUGGCUUUGAGCUUGUGAUCCUUCUGUCUCAGCCUAUCAGGUACCAGGAUUGCAGGUGUGUACCACUGUGCAUGGCUCCUCCUUUUUAAGUCAAAAUGUUUACGUUUCAUCACUGAAAGUGGUUGGGAUAGAAUAGUUUUAAAGUUUCCUUCCUAGAAAGAAAAAUACUCUUGUCUGCAUAUAGUGUUGAUGAUAGUAGAUGUGUUUUCCAUGAAGAAAUUUAGAAACACCCUCACUCUUUGCCUGUACUCACCUUUACUCUUGAGCUCUACCUGUUGGAUGGACAAACAGGAAGCUCCCCUCAUGCUCAUGGUCGCCCUAUGAUCUGGCAGAACAUUCACCCAAGGUUCUAGCCUAAGUAUUAGCCCCGCCUUAAGAUGUCCCAGGAGCAGCUUGUUUAUACGCUACCAUGGCGUUGUGUAAGUAGGAUCCAGCACCUACUAAGAAGCAAUCUUUGUCAGCCCACUGAUGAACCAUUUAGCUAAACCACACUGUAACUCUUUUUUAAGCUAAAUGAUAUCUCAGUGCCUUGAAAGUUAAGAACCUAAGGGAGGGCUGGGGUUUGGCACCAAUGAGCUGGCUCUGUGCACUUCACCUACAGAAAGAUUCCAGAGCUUAAGGUGAGCCACUGAGACAAGUCCAGCUACUUAACUUUCUACAGUUCCAGUUCCAUAGAAGUUAGCCACUGUGACAGAUGACAACUGCUUUUACCACCCUUCACCACACGGGGGCAUUCUCCUCUUUCUCCUUUUUUUUCUUUCUUUUUUUCCAAGUAAGUAUGAAAUUAGAAAACUGUAGUCAAACAAAUUAAAUGUGGGAUUUUAAAGUUGAGUUUUAUGUAAACUAGAGAUUCCUGUGUGGACAGUGUUAGUUUAAUAUUGUAGUACAAAGGCAGACACUUUAUGUAACCUUUAGAAAUAUGUUUACCAUCAGGGAUUUAUUUUUACGAUAGAAAUACUAAAUGUACUGUGAAGUUUAAAGACAGGAAGGAUAGACAUUGGAGGAUGAUACUCAGACAGAAGUGUGUUUGAUGAACCCGCAUUAUGUGAACACGAUUUCCCCUUCUGUUACGACUAUAGACUACACUGUAUGAGGAUGUGUAUUGCAUGUUUACAUAAAACAAUUUCAUUUUGAAGGAUUAUUUAAACUGUGUUUAUAUGUAAUACCUAACAGGUUGUAAAUAUUGUAUACUAUUGAUUUUUAAUUUUAUAUGAGCAAUUUUUUUAUUUCCCAAGUCAUGUACAAAUCUCAUUGUGUAUAUAGCAUAACUCCCUGGAGACACAAAUUUUGCAGUGAAUUUUAAGUAUUUUAAUCGCAGUAAGCAUCAGGUUAGCCUCAGAGAUGCUGGUCCUUAUUUUAAAUUAUUUUUCACCACACAUUUUCUUCAAAGGGCAGCAAUAAACAUAUGCAAGUUACUUUGAUUCUUGAAAGUUGGCCUCAGAAGAUAAGAAUGCAGUUCAGUUCACUGCUGUAAAGGGAGACGCACAACUUACACCAUCUGCGUCUGGUCCCAGGACAACUUCCGAGAUCCAUCUGCACAUGGCUCUCCUCUUUGUAAUAUACAGGGUGAACUGCUGAAAACACACAGAAUAUAUGUUAAAGUGAGUCCAGCACUUCAAUGUCAUUACACAGAAUUUAUUGGAUUAAAGUUUGUAAUAUACAGUAUUUUAAUAAAGUUUCUGUAUUCAAUUUCAUGCACUUAUAUAUAAAUAAACCUGUCUUUAAAAACUUUA